AUGUCUCCAGCCCAUCAACCUCUGGCGCGUACAUCCUACGCAAUUCGGUCGAGAUCGACCGGGAUCACCGCGUCCACCUUGUGGCGGCGGGCCAAUGACAAGCCUUCUCUCGCCGACAAAGCCGCCAAUCAGCAGUAUCUCACCCCGCGAGAGGAACAGGCCCUCGCUGAAUAUGUAUUGCGGCUGGCAGACAACGGCUAUCCUCUUCCGGUUAAGUUUCUCAGAUCACUCGCCCUGAUUAUCGUGCGCCAACGGUCUUCCGUUUUUCAGACUACAGUCCCAAGCCUCAAGAUCCCACCUCCGGGAAAGAGCUGGCCGCAGGGCUUCUAUCGACGACAUCCACAGUUAAAAGCGCGACGGUUGCGAGCGAUCGAUUGGAAGCGAGAUGACCGGCAGAUUGAAGACAAAGUUCGACACUGGUUUGCCAUUAUUGGCCGAGAGCUGGCCGAUCCGGCCAUUCUCCCGGAGAAUGUGUAUAAUAUGGACGAGACAGGAGUGCUUCUCAGCGUUCUGAACUCCCUCAAAGUGCUCGUCGGCAGGGAUGAUUUGAGAAAGCAUCGAGGGACCACGGUGAAGCGCACGCUAGUCACGGCGAUUGAAUGCAUUUCCGCCGAUGGCCGGUCCCUGCACCCUCUCAUCAUCUGGCCGGCGGCCACCCAUCGUAGUUCCUGGACCACUCACGCUACCCCCGGAUGGCAUUAUGCCUGCUCCAAAACAGGCUAUACAAACACAGAAAUCAGUUUGUACUGGAUGAAGCAUGUGUUCGAUCCACAGACGCGAGACCGAGCCGGCGGUCGGCCACGACUGUUGAUCUGCGAUGGUUUCGGCACCCAUGAGUCUCUGGAAGUCUUGAAGUUCUGCUUUGCUAACCGCAUCAUUCUAUGUCGUCUCCCUUCUCAUACGUCGCACAAACUGCAGCCGUGCGAUGUGGGUGUCUUCAGUCUUCUGAAGACGGCAUACCGGGCACAGGUUGAGCAGGCAUGUCGGGCGGGGGUAAAUACCAUCGGCAAGCCACACUUCACUUAUCUUUAUGAUCGCGCCCGCGCAGAAGCAUUUACACUCCGCAAUAUACGAUCUACCUGGUCUAGAAGCGGUCUCUUUCCAUUCGACCCGUCUCGCGUCCUCAAAGAUGUCCAAGUGUCGCGGCCCGAGGUACAGGCCACCCCUGUGGAGCAUCCGACCGUGCCCUUCAAUCUCCAUCACACUCCGAACACCUCUGAUCAUUUCGCCUUGCUUUGCAGAGAGGUGGAGCAAAACACCUCUGAUCUAGACACUGGAUGCAAACAACGUCUUCAAACAUUAACCCACGCGGCCGAAAAGGUCUUCGCCGAGCGCGCCUUAUUGCUGGAGGAGAACCGGAUCCUAUUUGAGCAGAACAAUGAAAAGUCUUCUCGACAAUCCAGCGGCCAAACAGUCAUCGGACAUGCUAAAGUGAUGAGCUACGACGAUAUCGUUGAGGCGCAAAAGAAACGUGAUCUGGCGGUGGCGAAACCAGGCUCUACCCAGAAAAGGAGGUCGAAAGCCAGGGACAAACUGCCUUCAAAAAUGGAGGAAAAGUGCAGGGCUGAGCAGGAAAUUCGAACAUGGGAUAUGAAUGACUAUUGUUCGGUCUUAGAUUUAUAG
Penicillium manginii is the source of this 1623-nucleotide messenger RNA. RefSeq lists its product as uncharacterized. The record is from RefSeq and is a predicted model, not a curated record. The coding region runs from base 1 to 1623 and encodes 540 amino acids. NCBI's taxonomy places the organism in Eukaryota, Fungi, Ascomycota, Eurotiomycetes, Eurotiales, Aspergillaceae. Gene Ontology annotation, cellular component: nucleus. The transcript has a single exon. Gene Ontology annotation, molecular function: DNA binding.